Molecule: messenger RNA, 1014 nt
Organism: Microsporum canis CBS 113480
Lineage: Eukaryota; Fungi; Ascomycota; Eurotiomycetes; Onygenales; Arthrodermataceae
Product: golgi reassembly-stacking protein 2
Exons: 3
Coding region: 1-1014 (337 amino acids)
Biological process (GO): Golgi organization
Cellular component (GO): Golgi apparatus
Molecular function (GO): protein binding
Source: RefSeq, a predicted model, not a curated record
AUGUUUGGCGCUCUGAACCGCCUCAUCAGCGGGCUGGACGCAGAUACAUCAGCUCAGUCGCAUAGCAGAGACAACGCAUACGGCUUCCAAGUGCUACGGAAUAAGAACCCAGAGCUGCCAUUAGAGCCGUGGUUUGAUUUUAUCAUUGGAAUCAACGGUCAUAUUAUCGACGAAGCAGACCCAAGUCUCUUUACCACGGAAGUGCGCAACUGUGCAGGAUCAAGCGUAUCAUUGGAGCUAUGGAGCGCAAAAGGCCAACGAACACAUCAAGCCAUUGUCCCGAUAUCUCCAUCGAACCCAACUCUCGGCGUAACCCUUCAACUCGCACCGCUCUCUCUAACACAGAAUAUAUGGCACGUCCUAUCAAUACCAUCACCACAAAGUCCUGCAUACCUGGCCGGUCUGCUACCACAUUCAGAUUACAUACUAGGGACACCAAGCGGGACACUGCGCGGGGAGACGGCGCUUGGCGAGCUUGUCGAGGACCAUUUGAACCGAAGUCUGACUCUGUGGGUAUACAACAACGAGUUCGACGUUGUCAGGGAAGUGGAAAUAGUUCCCAACCGGAAUUGGGGAGGUGAAGGAGCACUAGGUGCUGUUUUAGGAUAUGGUGCUUUACACAGGCUGCCUUUAGGGCUGAGUGAAGAGGUGUCAGGGCCCGGGGAGGUGGUCUUUGCAACACAGGAGGACAGCACUCAUGCUGAAACUAGCAACCCUCCAGAGCCAGCUUCUGAGCCCCAGUUCUUGAUUCCCGCCAAUAUGGUUUCUUCGACAAGUGCACCAAAGAAGACGGCGGCUCCUGGUAAGCAUGGACGAAAGAACCGCCAUGCUCAUGAAACGCCCUCGUUUGACGACUACUUUAAAGAAGGCGAGGAACGAAGUCAGAAGGAGGAUUAUAUCCCGUCCUCGAAAACAGGGCCCGUUGCGCCACCUCCAAAGGCAGGUGGCCAUGCUCCGCCGCCACCGACCAUGACACCUCCUACAGAGAAAGUAGAAGGACCGCCAGAUGAGUAG